Stegodyphus dumicola is the source of this 546-nucleotide messenger RNA. RefSeq lists its product as uncharacterized. The record is from RefSeq and is a predicted model, not a curated record. NCBI's taxonomy places the organism in Eukaryota, Metazoa, Arthropoda, Arachnida, Araneae, Eresidae.
AUGCAAUCGAAUCUGAUUCUCAAUAGCGUGUGUGAUAUCGUUUUACACCCACCUGUGACUGGCAAAUAUGAUACACUAAAAACACGCUUAAUUGAAUUGCAUUCUGAAAGUGAGGAGUCAAAGAUACGUACACUUCUUCAAGGGCUAGAACUUGGCGAUCAACGCCCAUCACAAUUACUUUGCCGUAUGCGAAACCUCGCUGGAGAGACCGUUGGAGAACCUUUGUUGAAAUCCCUAUGGAUAUCUCGUCUCCCGCAAAAUACACAAAGUAUUCUUGCUGCCUUAAAUGAUGAUCUUCCAAAACUAGCAGUUGUAGCUGAUAAAAUUACAGAUCUCACAACUCUCCCGCACAUAAAUAGUGCUGCUACGGCAUCUACCUCUUCCAUUGAACAGCAAGUUGCAGAGCUGACAAAGCAGUGUAGAUCUAGUGGACGCUAUCGACAGUAUAAAGAACCGUGCAACAACAUCUGUUUCUACUAUACUAAUUUUGGUUCCAAGGCACGAAAAUGUGUUUCUCCGUGCAAUUUCCGGCAGUCGGAAAACUAG